Messenger RNA from Castor canadensis (American beaver), 2870 nucleotides. It is a transcript of the gene Ndnf, whose product is annotated as neuron derived neurotrophic factor. Gene Ontology annotation, biological process: extracellular matrix organization. The record is from RefSeq and is a predicted model, not a curated record. NCBI's taxonomy places the organism in Eukaryota, Metazoa, Chordata, Mammalia, Rodentia, Castoridae. Gene Ontology annotation, molecular function: protein binding; heparin binding.
CCGCGAGAGCGCAGACCAAACUGAGCCGCGCACCAGCCGCUGCCGCCGCUGCCGCCCCGUGCGCCUGCUCUGCCCGCGCGGCGCUCCAGCCCGGCCCGUGCCGCUAGCCUAGCCCGGGGAGCCUGCGCCAGCUCCACUCGGCGCCGAAGCAACCUCCCGCCGCCCGGCGCACGCACGGUCCCCCCUGUUUAAAAGGACCUCCCGCUGCCUCCCCUCUCGGCCCCGGGAUCCCCCAGCCCGGCGCUGCCCCCCUCCGCUCCACUUCGCAUCAACUUCAGCGGCCGCUAGCCGCCUGCCUUUGAAGUUUGCUGUGCCGACCGCAAAGUUGGGACAUUUGGGCGGAUUGCAUUUUUCUCCUUUAUCUGCCUCUGUCUCACCCUUCCCGUCCCCUCGAGUCCUGGAUACUGGUGCUCGGCAUCUUGGCCCGAGCCAGGGACGUGAACUGCUUCGCACAGCACACCUCGAGGAGAGCUCUUUCCUCUUCCCCCUAGGAAAAACAAACCGAUUUUUUUUUAAGGAUGGUGCUACUUCUCUGGUGCCUGCUGUGGCUGCUGUUACCACUCAGCUCCAGGACCCAGAAGCUACCCACUCGAGAUGAGGAACUUUUCCAGAUACAGAUCCGGGACAAGGCAUUUUUUCAUGAUUCAUCGGUCAUUCCAGAUGGAGCUGAAAUUAGCAGUUAUCUCUUUAGAGAUACACCUAAAAGGUAUUUCUUUGUGGUUGAAGAAGAUAAUACUCCAUUAUCAGUCACAGUGACUCCCUGUGAUGCACCUUUGGAGUGGAAACUGAGUCUCCAAGAGCUGCCUGAGGAGACUAGUGCAGAAGGCUCAGGUGACCCCGAACCACUAGAGCAGCAGAAGCAGCAGAUCAUUAAUGAGGAAGGCACAGAGCUCUUCUCCUAUAGGGGCAAUGACGUUGAGUAUUUCGUGUCUUCUAGUUCUCCAUCUGGCUUAUAUCAGUUGGAGCUUCUUUCAACGGAGAAAGACACACAUUUCAAAGUAUAUGCCACCACCACUCCAGAGUCUGAUCAGCCAUACCCUGAAUUACCCUAUGACCCCAGAGUAGAUGUGACUUCCCUGGGACGCACCACUAUUACUUUGGCCUGGAAGCCAAGCCCCACAGCCUCUUUGCUCAAACAACCCAUCCAGUACUGCGUGGUCAUCAACAAGGAGCACAAUUUCAAAAGUCUCUGCGCAGUGGAAGCAAAACUGAGUGCGGACGAUGCUUUCAUGAUGGCACCAAAACCUGGUCUGGAUUUCAGCCCCUUUGACUUUGCCCAUUUUGGAUUUCCUUCAGAUAAUUUGGGUAAAGAACGCAGCUUCUUAGCAAAGCCUUCUCCAAAACUGGGGCGUCAUGUCUACUCGAGGCCCAAGGUUGACAUUCAGAAAAUCUGCAUAGGAAAUAAGAAUAUCUUCACUGUCUCAGAUCUGAAACCUGACACACAAUACUACUUUGAUGUCUUUGUGGUAAACACCAACAGCAACAUGAGCACUGCUUAUGUAGGCACCUUUGCCAGGACCAAAGAAGAAGCAAAACAGAAGACAGUAGAGCUCAAAGAUGGGAAAGUUACAGAUGUAUUUGUUAAAAGGAAGGGAGUAAAGUUUCUACGGUUUGCUCCAGUCUCUUCUCACCAAAAAGUCACCUUCUUUAUUCACUCUUGUUUGGAUGCUGUCCAAAUUCAAGUGAGAAGAGAUGGGAAACUUUUUCUGUCUCACAGUGUGGAAGGCAUUCGGCAGUUUCAGGUAAGAGGAAAACCUAAAGCAAAAUAUCUCAUUCGACUGAAAGGAAACAAGAAAGGAGCAUCCAUGUUGAAAAUACUGGCUACCACCAGGCCUAGUAAGCAGUCAUUUCCCUCUCUUCCCGAAGACACAAGAAUCAAAGCUUUUGACAAACUUCGUACCUGUUCUUCAGCCACAGUGGCUUGGCUAGGUACCCAGGAAAGGAACAAGUUUUGCAUCUAUAAAAAAGAAGUAGAUGAUAACUACAACGAAGACCAGAAGAAAAGAGAGCAAAACCAAUGCCUAGGCCCAGAUACAAGGAAGAAAUCAGAAAAGGUUCUUUGUAAAUAUUUCCACAGUCAAAACCUGCAGAAAGCAGUGACCACAGAAACCAUUAAAGGUCUUCAGCCAGGCAAAUCUUACCUAUUGGAUGUUUAUGUUAUAGGACAUGGAGGACACUCUGUGAAGUAUCAGAGCAAAGUUGUGAAAACCAGAAAGUUCUGUUAGUUGCCUCAUUUAGAAAUACAUUACAUGGAACUCCAGGAAGGAUAUAAAAUCAUUUUACCCACAAACUGACUAUUCCCACAGCUGAGAGAAGUUGGAACCUGUACUUGUACUAUGGAAGGAAAGAUAUCAACGUGUUAUAUUGAUGUUUAUAUAAAGUAACUUGGAGGAGACUUGUUCUAGUGUAUCCCUGUGAUACCUAGCUGCGUCUGUCUGAAGCCAGCUGAUGUCAAAGAUGGAGGACAUCUUAAGGAACUACCAUCCCUUGCUUGUACCACUGCAUGAACUGCUUCUAAAUUAUUUUAUUAUCUAAAAAUUUAAAAUAUGUCAUUCAUUGCACACACCUAUGAAUGCAAAUCAUUCCUCUCUAUAGAUGCUAGGAUAUAUAUAUAUAUAUAUACACAUAAAUUAUUUUAUAAAGUCUUGUUUUAAAUGUCAGUGUAUCUAUGAUUGUAAACUAUUCAAUUCUUUUCCUGUUAAAAUACAGAUCUAAGUAUUAUUAAGUGGACCGCUCUCUAGUCAGUUAUAUCGCUAUUGUAAAUUCUUAUUUGUUGAGUAAGAUGUUUAAAUACUGUAUGUAUUUCAUGUACAAAGCUGACAUAUGUUAUACUCAUGUACAUAAAAUUAAAGAUAUUAGAUUAUAUACUG